AUGAGACGGUGGAUAAGUUGUGCGCUUCUACUUUACCCGAAUAUAUGCAACAUCCAUGCAGGAUUUGUAUACUAUGAUUUCAAUGAAACAACAGGCUUGGUACUAAAUGGAAAUGCAGCCACGAGUAGUUGUGCACCAUUGCCAGCGACGGCAUACUCAAGAUUCGCUGGUGCGGCUGAUUUGCGUGAAGCCUCAUUAGAAGUCAUAGUAAGCGAGCAGCCCAACACGGUUCGUCUUGAGACUUGUGACACAGACAAUCACAUGACUAGCAAGCGAAUUGCGGUGGAAAGUGCCAUGUUGGGUCACCGUGAUGUAUUUAAAGCAAGCAAUGAAAAGACUCAAUGCCUUAGGCGUCUCCGUCUUACAGCUUCACAGCCAAACCAGAUUUCAUCGGUGUGGUAUGCUCAGAGGCUUCCAAUAUUGCAAGGAUUUGAAACGAGAUUUACGUUUCAAAUAACCGACCAGUCUCGACGUUGCUUUGAAGUGAAGGAUCAAAAUUUUGGUCUUCACGAGUAUCGAAGUUGUGCAGUACAUGGAGGUGACGGCUUAGCAUUUGUGCUUCACUCACAUAAAAAUGGCACAGCGACUCUUGCAGAAAUGGGCUCGAAUAUGGGGUUUUCUGGUCUUGAAAAUUCUCUGGCUAUUAAGUUUGAUACGUGGUUUAACGAUGACAACGUCGGAGAAGACGUGUUUUAUGAUCAUGUAGCUAUUUACUCCCGCGGUCAGAGCAGCAAUGUAGAGUUAGAAAGUGCUCGAAUCUCGGCAGCUGCUGUGCAUGAUCUCGCUGAUGGCAAGAUGCAUGUCGUAAAAAUUCGAUAUUAUUCAGAGCUAAAGCCUUCUUUUCUGCGACUACAAACUUGGUCAAGAAUCGAAAAGGAUAUACCUAUAUUAGCUAUUCCAAUCAAUCUGGCAGCUACUUUGAGAUUAGAUUCCGAUGAAGCAUCGAUUGGUUUUACGGCGUCAACGAGUAACUCGUGGCAGAAGCAUGAUGUGCUUGGCUGGUAUUACUGUACAGAGCCACCUUGCUUGGACGAGUACGAUACAAAGAUGACCUUUGAUUUUGACUACAACGAACAGUCAAUGCUUUCUACAGCUUCGUAUGGCAACAUGCUGUACCCGAUCUAUAUCUUUCCCGACACACAGCCGUGGGCUAAAUAA
Molecule: messenger RNA, 1158 nt
Organism: Plasmopara halstedii
Lineage: Eukaryota; Oomycota; Peronosporomycetes; Peronosporales; Peronosporaceae
Exons: 7
Coding region: 1-1158 (385 amino acids)
Source: RefSeq, a predicted model, not a curated record